AGUUAAUUACGAGAAAAGGAAAAGGAAAAAGAUUUUAUUUAUUAAAUGGGCUGCAGGUUUCGCGGUUUCCGAUUUCGGCUGUUGGAUCCUAUAAAACAGCGAUUUCAGUGUUCUGAGUCUCCACCGCAAGGACUAAGCCUGCCUUCCUUCUACUCGUACUCCCUCUCUGUCUCUGUCUCUGUCUCUGUGUGCGUCUCUCUCUCUCUCUCUCUCUCUCUCUCUCUCUCUCUCCGAGCUUCUGGCCCUGCCCUUUCCUUAAAUUCUUCCCAGGAAAUCCCUCAAACUUACCCGGAAAAUCCCCCCGGAAACGUUUAGAUUUGUGGGGAGUGACUUGGUUUCCUUAUUGGGUCGAUAUAAUCUCCUUCGCUUUGGUAAAAGGGCUUGCCCCUAUUAUUCGACAAAGCCUUUGUGUCAACUUUGAUUUCUUUUGAAUCCAAUCCCACCUUUUAAUGUUUCCUUUUCUGUCAGAUUUUACUGUACCGGCCUGCCUUCUGGUUUUCUCUGCGUUUGAAGCUUCUCUUGGACGAUUCACUUCACUUUCUUCCUCCAUCUUUAUUCUCCCCCGUGUCUACUCUCUCAAAGCAAUCUUCCUUUAAAUUCACGCUCCUCUCUUAUGAAUAUCGCUUUUCAUGGUUUUCGAUGCGAAUAGUGAGAAUCUGAGCAGCAGCUUGAGCAAGAUGGACGAGAGUAUGAACUUGCUAUGGCCGAUCAAGUACUCCGAGCACAGAAGUGUUACCAAGAAGGUUAAAAAGCCCAGAAAAGGGGCCGUCUCCGACGGCCGGAGGAUCCCGCCGGAGAUGAACUGUCCCAGAGUUGUUCGGAUAUCGGUGACGGACCCGAAUGCCACGGACUCAUCGAGCGAUGAGGAGGACGACCUCUUCGGCCGGCAACGAGUGAAGAAAUACGUCAACGAGAUCAACAUCGAAACUGCUUGGAAGACCAGUGCUUUGGUUGGGAAGAAGCCAGUGAAGGUGAGCCGGAAGCCAAUGAAGUCGGCAGCGGCAGGCGGUAGUGGGAGGAAGUUCCGCGGCGUGCGGCAGCGGCCGUGGGGUAAAUGGGCGGCGGAGAUCAGAGACCCGGCGAGGCGCGUGAGGCUUUGGCUGGGGACUUACGACACGGCCGAGGAGGCGGCGAUGGUGUACGACAACGCGGCGAUCAAGCUCCGUGGACCGGACGCCCUGACGAACUUCCUGACGCCGCCGGCCAAAGACAUGCCGGAGAUUAACCAGACCUCCGUUUCCGGCUACGAGUCCGGCAACGAGUCCCACUCCCACAGCCUGGCUUCUCCAACAUCAGUCUUGCGAUUCAGAACAACCGAACCAGAAAAGACCGCCAAGCCAGUCAAACUAUCUGAACCGGUACCAGAUCCGGUUCAGUCGCAGGAAGAAUCCCAAGACGAAACGAAUUUACAAGCCGAGGCCCCCGAUUACUUGCCAAUGGACAUUCCGUACUUAGACGAUUUCUUCAACUUCGAGUCGCCGGAGCCGAUAGUCUUCGACGACAAACCAGUUCCAUUCGACGAACCGCCGAAUCUACACAACAGUGUCUUCUUGAACGAAGAUUUAGGCGACAUGUUCGUCGAUUCAGCCAAGGACUUCGGAUCGCCGUCGACGUGGCAAGUCGACGAUUACUUCCAAGAUCUGGGCUGCGAUUUCUUCAGCUCGGAUCCUUCAAUGGCGCUAUAAUGAGGUCCCGUCGCCGCCGGAUUGUCGAUUUUCCGGCAAAUUUUGUACCGGCGGUGACAGCGUAAUGGCGGGCUUUCCUUGUUCGUCUGCUCUACACACCGGUGGUUUGUUUGUUUGUUUGUCUGUUUGUUUGUGGUAGGCGUCUCCGUUAAAAUUAACGGAGAUAUGUACGGAGUUAUGUAAGAUUUUAUGCUCUCGCUAUAAAUAAAACGGACUGGAAUUAA
Messenger RNA from Diospyros lotus (date-plum), 1909 nucleotides. RefSeq names its product ethylene-responsive transcription factor CRF4. The transcript has a single exon. Bases 630 to 1685 code for a protein of 351 amino acids. Lineage: Eukaryota; Viridiplantae; Streptophyta; Magnoliopsida; Ericales; Ebenaceae. Gene Ontology annotation, biological process: regulation of DNA-templated transcription. Gene Ontology annotation, molecular function: DNA binding; DNA-binding transcription factor activity. The record is from RefSeq and is a predicted model, not a curated record.